AUGUCAUCCGAAGAGAGCCCCGAGUACUCGCCGUUCUUCGCUGUGAUGGGAGCCUCCGCGGCCAUGGUCUUCAGCGCUCUAGGCGCAGCGUAUGGAACAGCAAAAAGCGGCACGGGCAUCGCUGCUAUGUCUGUGAUGAGGCCAGAGCUCAUUAUGAAGUCCAUCAUUCCAGUGGUCAUGGCGGGUAUCAUCGCCAUCUACGGGCUGGUGGUGGCAGUGCUGAUAGCGAACAACAUCUCUGAAAGGGUCACGCUCUACAAGAGCUUCCUUCAUCUAGGCGCCGGUCUGAGCGUGGGCCUGAGCGGUCUGGCGGCCGGCUUUGCAAUCGGCAUCGUAGGGGACGCCGGCGUGAGAGGCACGGCCCAGCAGCCCCGCCUCUUCGUGGGCAUGAUCUUGAUCCUGAUCUUCGCCGAGGUGCUGGGGCUUUACGGCCUGAUCGUGGCUCUUAUCCUAUCUACAAAAUAA
Molecule: messenger RNA, 465 nt
Organism: Nerophis lumbriciformis (worm pipefish)
Lineage: Eukaryota; Metazoa; Chordata; Actinopteri; Syngnathiformes; Syngnathidae
Source: RefSeq, a predicted model, not a curated record